Peronospora belbahrii is the source of this 1044-nucleotide messenger RNA. NCBI's taxonomy places the organism in Eukaryota, Oomycota, Peronosporomycetes, Peronosporales, Peronosporaceae. The record is from the annotation of a GenBank genome assembly.
AUGGUCAAGAACGUUGAGCCUCUCAUCGUUGGCAUUAUCUUCCCUGCCAAGAAGAUUGCACGGCUUCAAGAAGUGCUGGAUUCAGACACAGAUGGUGUACGAUUCGUGUUAAUCGACUUGGAAGCUUUUACUCCCUCUGGGGAAUCUGUGAGCUCCACCGACUUGGAAGAUGCGGCCCAGCGCUUUGCCGCUCACUAUGGACCUCUGGACGCGUUGCUGCACAAGCUAGCGCAUGAUAUGGUGUUUGAAGAACUAGGAGAUCACGAUGCUGCUAAUCGUGUGAAGCUGGUACAAGUCUAUUUGCGCCAGAAUCCGUUAGCGCGUGUGGUGGACCCUAUAGACAGUGUACGGCUGCUUACGAGCCGCCAUGAGGCUUGUCAGAUGCUGCAGACGAUGGAGAAUCACGCUGAGCAGACGCAAAAGUUUAAGGUGCCCAUUUUUCAUAUGGUAGACAGCCCUGAGAAGUUCCAGAAGCUGCUGAACGAGCUGGACACUGGACGUACAAAAUUGCCGCUUAUCUGCAAGUCAGUCGAGGCCUGUGCAACGGAACGGUCGCACAUGAUGAGUGUCAUUACCAAGCGCGAGGACUUGCUCUAUCUCGAGUAUCCUGUGCUAUACCAGGAAUUCGUCAAUCAUUCCAACCGCCUCUUUAAGGGAUACGUGCUGGGUGAUCUGAUCAACGUGGCGGAGCGAAGCUCAUUACCAAACCUCGUAGCGGGAAAUGCCCAGCAAGUGCAUUUCAACACCCAAGAGAACUAUCCCACAAGUAAGGAUUUCCAUUCUCAUGCCAGUGACAGCGUUGCGCAGCAUGAGACUGUCGGUAAAUGGACGCAAGAGCAGACUUUUGCGGCCGUGCGCACGAUCGGUGAGAGACUGCGCGAAGAGCUGAAGCUGACGCUGUUUGGAUUUGAUGUCAUCGUGGCGGAUGAUGACUCGCAAGAUCUGUAUGUGAUUGAUGUCAACUAUUUUCCGUCUUACAGAGAGAUUGACGAUUUGAGCACCAUCCUCAGAAAGCAUAUGAAGCAAGUGUGCGGCCGUCAGUAG